Messenger RNA from Acanthoscelides obtectus, 207 nucleotides. Lineage: Eukaryota; Metazoa; Arthropoda; Insecta; Coleoptera; Chrysomelidae. The record is from the annotation of a GenBank genome assembly.
AUGGUUAUCAACGAAAAUGAAAGCGAGAUAAUAAGUUGUCAGUGCCAUGACUGUGCUGCUUCAGCAGGAGGCUGCAAGCAUGCAGUCGCUUUUUUGAUGUGGGUACAUCGGCGCAGUGAGGAACCUCCAUCUACUUCGGUGGAAUGUUAUUGGAAAAAGCCAACAUUGUCAAGAGUAGGGACUACUCUGAAGUACAUCACGGUGUAG